Effrenium voratum is the source of this 345-nucleotide messenger RNA. NCBI's taxonomy places the organism in Eukaryota, Dinophyceae, Suessiales, Symbiodiniaceae. The record is from the annotation of a GenBank genome assembly.
AUGUCUGCGUCUUUGUCUGAGGCCAAGUCUGAGUCAAAGAGCCUGCAAGCUGCGAGGGUUCGCCUCAGCAAGCUGUUGGAGGACUUGAAGCUCCUGACAGCCGAGAUCGCUGGCCUGAAGGAUAACAGCUGGGGCAAAAAGCUAGGAGAGUUGGAGAACGCUGACAAGCAGUUGUCUGGCUUUUUGUCAGAGGUGAGGACGCAGCUGGCCGUUCCCUUUCCAACCGACAAGCAGCAGGAAGUGCCAGAUCUGCUUGCCCAGCUGAAGGAAUUGAAUGAGAAGGCAAGCAUGCACGAGAAAGCAGUGAAGCUGAUCUACAAAACAAGCAAGAGUUUGCUCUCCUGA